Cajanus cajan (pigeon pea) is the source of this 1125-nucleotide messenger RNA. NCBI's taxonomy places the organism in Eukaryota, Viridiplantae, Streptophyta, Magnoliopsida, Fabales, Fabaceae. The record is from RefSeq and is a predicted model, not a curated record.
AUGAAGAUGAUCAUUAUCUUUUGCAUCACCUUUACAUGUGGUUUUCUUGAAAAUGUUAUUUCAAAUGCCAAUCCUCUCCCGUAUGAAGCUAUAUUCAAUUUUGGUGAUUCUAUAAGUGACACUGGAAAUGCUGCUACUUACUAUCCAUCUGUGGAUGGCGAUAGCCCGUAUGGAUCAACAUACUUCAAACAUCCAUCUGGACGUAUGUCUAAUGGACGAUUAAUCAUAGAUUUUAUAGCUGAGGCAUAUGGCUUGCCAAUGUUACCAGCAUAUCUCAAUCUCACCAAAGGCACCCAAGACAUUAGACAAGGAGUAAAUUUUGCAUUUGCUGGUGCAACUGCACUUAAUAUGGACUAUUUCAUACAAAAGAGACUUAUUCCACCAUCGACGAACAUUUCGUUAAGUGUUCAACUUGAUUGGUUUAAGAAGCUAAAACCUUCCCUUUGCAAAAAUAAACAAGAGUGUGAUAACUACUUUAGACGAUCAUUAUUUCUCGUGGGAGAAAUCGGUGGAAAUGAUAUUAAUGCACUUAUCUUAUCAUACAAAAAUAUUGCAGAACUUCGUGAAAUAGUUCCACUAAUUAUUGAAGCAAUAAUCAAUGUCACUACUGAAUUAAUUGAAGAAGGAGCAGUAGAGAUAGUGGUGCCAGGAAACUUCCCAAUUGGAUGUAAUUCUGCUGUCUUAACAAUAGUGAACAGUGGUAAAAAAGAUGAAUAUGAUCAGUAUGGGUGCUUAGCAGCUUAUAAUGAUUUCAUUAAAUACUAUAAUUCGCGGCUCAAUCAAGCCAUAGAGAUACUAAGACAAAAAAACAACCAUGUUAAGAUAGUAUAUUUUGAUUAUUACGGUAAUGCCAAACGUUUAUUUGAAGCACCACAACAAUAUGGGUUUUCUUUUGGUAAGAUUGACACUUUUAAAGCAUGUUGUGGUAAAGGUGAACCCUACAAUGUUGAUAUACAUAUAUUUUGUGGAAGUUUUGCUUCAACGGUUUGCUCUGACCCUUCAAAACAUAUAAAUUGGGAUGGAGCACACUUAACUGAAGCAGCUUAUAGGCUAAUAGCAAAAGGAAUAGUUGAAGGCCCUUUUGCAAGUCCUUCUCUUAAAUCUCCUACUUUCAAGAUAGCUUAA